AUGUGUCCUCCCGGCUGUGUGACUUUGCAAGACUCCCGUUACAUCUUACUGCCUCAGAAGAUGAAUUGGACUGAUGCAUUCAGGGCUUGUGAUCGUCCUGGAAGUGCCAUUGCUAUGCCUGAGUCUCAAACAGAACAAGAUUUUAUUUGGCGAGAAAUGUCUACAUCGAGUGUACAUCAGAGUCUCGUGGAUGCCAAUGACUUUAUUGUUAUUUGGAUUGGGUGCAAAAAAGAAAAGACCAAUCCUUCACAGCUAUCAUGUCCUGGUAAGAAUGUUGAUUCUGACUACACUAAUUGGUAUAGAGGCUAUUACGAUGCUAAAGACGAGGACUGCAUCAGAAUGCAACAAAUAUACAAUGGUAAAUGGGCAGAUCAAGACUGUUCCAUUACCCAUUUUGCUGCUUGUGAGAUGCGCGUCCCUCAUCCCAUACACUGCCUGGCAGCUGACGAUGACGGUCGCUUCACAUACCAGUGUCUGCUCAACCAUGACAUCAAGAACCUGACAGCCAAGGGAGUCAUUGGGUGUGGUCAGGCGUGCUGGGCGGAGCCUCGAUGCCACUCCUUCAAUCUCUGGAAGCAGGGUAAGAUAUGUCAGCUUAACAACGCAUCCCGCCUGGAGGCGGACGUCACUGAUUUCAAGAACAUAGAUGGCUGCUCCUCUGUUGAACUCUAA
This is a messenger RNA of Asterias rubens (European starfish), 672 nucleotides long. Its product is annotated as lectin BRA-2-like. Lineage: Eukaryota; Metazoa; Echinodermata; Asteroidea; Forcipulatida; Asteriidae. The coding region runs from base 1 to 672 and encodes 223 amino acids. The record is from RefSeq and is a predicted model, not a curated record. The transcript has a single exon.